AUGUGGACACUGGCAUUAGGUGGCAUCUUCCUGGCAGCCGUUGAGGCCUGUGUCUUCUGCCGUUUCCCAGACCGUGAGUUGUCGGGCCGCCUGGCUCGGCUUUGCAGCCAGAUGGAGGUCCAGUGGAAGGACUGUGAGGUCUCCUGGACAUUCUCGGCUUUUGCCUUAGAUGAUGCGUCCUUGAACAAAAUCACAGAGAAGACUCACAGAGUCCUGAGAGUCAUGGAGAUCAAAGGGUCUCUCUACUCACUCCCUUCGUAUUGGCAAUGGCUUCAGAAGACCAAGCUCCGGGAGUACAACAGAGAAGCUCUCUGCCCUCCCUCCUGCCGGGGCAGCACCAUCCUGUACAACUGUUCCACCUGCCAGGGCUUCGAGGUGUACUGUUGGCCCCGAAAGCGCUGCUUCCCAGGAAGUCACGAUCUUUGGGAAGCUCGGAUCCUGCUCCUGUUUGUGUGCGGAACUGCCCUGCUCCUGGGUGUUCCGAGCCUCGUGGUGGAGUACAACUACUUCCAAGCAAAAAGAUGA
Molecule: messenger RNA, 525 nt
Organism: Rangifer tarandus platyrhynchus (Svalbard reindeer)
Lineage: Eukaryota; Metazoa; Chordata; Mammalia; Artiodactyla; Cervidae
Source: the annotation of a GenBank genome assembly